GGGAACCAAGUAACAAAACAAUCGACACGCUAUUGAAAACAACACCGGAAACAAGGAUUCCCGAGUCUAUGAAUUCCGCCGAGCUUCAGCGUGCCGUCGAAGAUCCGCUUACCAGACAGCAGGAGAAUGGCUAUAUAUCCGCGGCAGCAAGUCGCACGAGGUCCUCAGUAGAAGAUGAUAGAGGACCAGAUGCAUCAACAUCCGGUACGACUGCCGCCCGACAAACACGCCCAUGUCGAUGUCACAGGAACCAAAUUUGAAAAUGACCAAUGCAAAGAGCCUCUACUUUCCGAAAAACAAAGUUCCCACAGGGUAACGCCGGCGUGCACUCGGUUGCGCGCGAUCUCGGAAGCACCCCGCGGAAACGUAGUUAUGGGUACAAGUUUAGCUACGGACACGUCCAUGGCCAUGGCCACGGGUAUCGGCCUGGGAACCGUCAUGGGAACCGUCACAGAAAUGGAUACCGCUGCUGCUGCUGCUGCUGCCGCCGACAAAUUGAUAGAACAAAAGUGCGUGGAGGUGCCCAUCUUCGACGAAGGAACCACCGACAGCGGUCGUCUUCCCGACGUUGUUGCCGAGAGUAAAAUUUACGGUGUCAUCGAGGAUGAACCUCUCGAGUCGUACUUGGCAAUUACCAUUCAAGUUUUUAUACCGUUUCUUAUCGCCGGCCUUGGCAUGGUGGGAGCUGGAUUAGUUUUUGAUUCGGUGCAUCACUGGAUCGUAUUCGAGAAAGUGACCGAGCUGAUCAUUCUGGCUCCGGCAUUGUUGGGCUUGAAAGGCAAUUUAGAAAUGACCCUUGCAUCGCGACUUUCUACUCAAGCGAAUCUCGGACAUAUGGACACACGGAAGCAACAAUGCUAUAUGAUCGUUGGAAAUCUCGUUUUAAUUCAGUGCCAGGCGAUAGUGGUUGGAUUUCUGGGCUCUGUGGUGGCGAUCGUAAUGGGAGCGUUUCGAUACGGAACCAUUUCAUUGGAUCACGCUUACCUGUUGUGCGCGAGCAGCCUGGUUACCGCGUCCUUGGCGUCCUUUGUCCUCGGCCUGAUAACUGCAGGAGUAAUCGUUUCUUCGCGGCACUGUCACAUAAAUCCGGACAACGUUGCGACGCCGAUAGCCGCCAGCCUUGGCGAUAUCACUUCCUUGGCUUUGCUCUCCUGGAUCUCGACGAUACUCUACGAGUCGAUCAAUAAACAGGAUUGGCUCGCACCCUUGGUGAUCGCUUGUUACGUUCUUGUCACCCCACUUUGGGUAUGGAUCGCUAAAAAAAACAAAUACACCAACGAUGUCCUUUAUUCCGGAUGGACUCCCGUUAUGAUUGCCAUGUUAAUCAGUUGUUGCGGCGGCCUAAUUUUGGAAUUCAUGGUGUCGCGAUUCAAAAACUUGACUGUCUUUCAACCGGUGAUCAACGGUGUCGGUGGAAAUCUCGUCGCUGUCCAAGCGAGUAGAAUAUCAACGGCCCUUCACAAACAAGCCGAGUUAGGAACACUUCUGAUACCACCGGGUCACACGCACCCCGUCAUCUUUAUUACGCCUAUAGCGAAUUUUUUCGGCAAAGGUAUGCACGCGAGAACUACCAGAGGAAACACUUGGAAAAUAAUAGCUUACGUCGACGAGAAGAAGAAGCGGGAGAAGAAAGAGAAUGAACAGGGAGAGAGAAAAACGGAAGAAACCGAGACGAAGGUGAAGGCCAACCGUCGAACAACAUCCGUUAAACAUUGCUGCAAACAAUGA
Messenger RNA from Nomia melanderi (Alkali bee), 1728 nucleotides. RefSeq names its product solute carrier family 41 member 1-like. NCBI's taxonomy places the organism in Eukaryota, Metazoa, Arthropoda, Insecta, Hymenoptera, Halictidae. The record is from RefSeq and is a predicted model, not a curated record. Gene Ontology annotation, biological process: monoatomic cation transport. Gene Ontology annotation, cellular component: plasma membrane. Gene Ontology annotation, molecular function: monoatomic cation transmembrane transporter activity.